AUGGACGAGAUCGAAGCAGAAGAAUUCAACGAAGAUAUCAAGACAUACACACCAAUCCCAAAUACUUUUAAACCUCCGUACCACUGUAUUCAAUCAUAUGAAAAAGGAGUUUCCGGGUAUUUUAAAUUCCGGACUGAAGCAUUUAGUAAUGGCUCGAUAGACAAGGUGAAACACAUCUUCAUGGAUCGUAACACCUUUUAUUCCUUUAGUCCAGAAACCCUAAAAUUUCACUAUAACGAAGCAACAAACAUCACUGAUAUUCAAUCACUGUGGAUAGCAGAAAACUAUCGACAGAAUUACAAAUGCGUUGACCAUCAAAAUUACAUUCCAACGAAGUGCGCAUCUUUCUAUCAAACCAACUUCGCUCCACCGAACCAAAUUGAGUUGACCUUUUUUGCUGCUUGUGCGCAUCAAAAUGGCAUCAAAAUAUUUUGCACUAUGAAAGUUCAAAAUGGUACAUUACGCAAGAAGAUGAUGCGGAAUGUUUUAAAUCUACAACGAGAAUUCAUUUACUAUGUAUGUGAAACAAUCAACUCAAAUGAAGUCAAAUUGAUAUUAGACUUAGAACAUGAAUUCUAUCAACGAAUGGGGUAUCUAGAUAUGUAUCCUCGCAUUAUCUUCUCCAAUAACUUCGUUUCAAUAUUAACUAACACUGACUACUCCGAGGUGGUAGUCGUCGGUAAAACAAAACAUAUUAACACCUUUGAAAACCUUGUUAGUGGGAUGUUGGGAUCUUCUUAUAACACUCCUUUAUUCACUACAAACAAAACUCUUUCGAAAAAUAAACUUAUAGUCCACAAACAUGUGACUUCCCCUUUCUUCGGCGAUACCCCUAAAUCAGGUGACUUGAUAUACGUCUCUCGUGUUGUUGAAGGUACUGUCUUCCUUGCUUCUCAGUCCGUUAAAGUCUCUUUUUGUAAUGAGAAACACACGGAAACAGACUUGGAAUUGAUUUUAAGUGCAGAACUUUUUGAGGUCGUGUCCGAUGACGUCAUCCACUCCAAUUUUUAUUAUCACUUUCGUUCUUGUGAACUCUCUACUAUGCCCGACACUAAAAGAACAAGGACGAUCCUUAACUUUUUCUCAUCGUUUUUGUUACAACGAGCGGGGAUUGAGUAUGACCUUGACUUCCCUAUUUUUUCACAUGAAAAAGACUUGGCUAAGCAAGUCCUUUGCCAAUCAAUUAGGGUUUCCACAAUUAUUCAACAGAAACACAGAAAAACGUAUUUUGAAAAAACGUUAUCACAAAACGCUUCAAAUGACAAAGACAACUCCCUCUUACCAUUGGAUCCGAUCGUCCUCACAAAAAUAUUUGAAUAUUUACCAAUGGAAGAUUUGUUCUCGUUAAUGCACACGUGUAAGAAAUUAAAUGGAGUAGUCCUGACGUGUGACUCCAUUUGGGCCAAUUUCCACCAUUUGUAUUUCCAAACGGUAGGGUUCAAGAAAAUCAGUUAUCACACGCCACACCCCCCAAAAAUAGACUUUUCUCGAACAACCUUUCAAAUUGUACGCCGAGCAAAAGUUCUUGAAAACCGGUGGAAAUAUAAUUCGCCUAUUCAACGAAGAAAUGUCGCAAUCACAAACAAACCAAUCAAAUUUCUCUUCCCACGUUUAGUUGAUCGAAAUAAAUUUAUUCUCUGUGGAAAUGGCUUUGUGAAAAAAUUGAAUUACAGCACAUUCAACUGCCACAACGAAGUCGCCAUUAACGACGAAAUUAUCACCGCAGAAGUCGAACACCGAGAACAAAAGAUGUUUGUGCUCACUAAAAGUUGCGAAUUGAUUCAACACAGUUUGAACUUUAACACACAACCCGAACAUUACCAAGUUGAUGCAAUUAAUGGCGCGACGAUCAUCGAAAGCGCAACGAAGAUCUUGGGGUGGAGAAAGAAUGUUGUUAAGGUAUUAGAUGUCACUUGUGGGCUCUACGAGGACUUUUCUUUCUCGACAGAAGACAACGUGAAUUCCAUGGAAAAGGUCGACGAACAUUUAUUAGCGGGCAGCAUCGGUGGAAAGACUGUCAUGUUCUUUGAUGAAAGGACUGGGAAAGUUGUUACUAAGAUUCAUGAUUUCCCAGACCAAAACGUCGUCUUUGAUAUGUUCAAUGAUUAUCUCAUUGUUGGUACACAAAGUGGGAAGAUAGGGAUGUUCGAUCGAAGAUUCGGAUUGACUUGUAUUGACACCAGAGAGACUCUUUAUCCCAUCGAAAUAGUUAAAUGUUGGAAUAAGAAGAUCGUUAUCGGUGAGAAAAAUGUUGUGUCGUUCUUCGAUUGCAAAAAUGGGUCUUUGGGAGUGUUAAGGCAAUUGUAUUUACAUAAGGAUAAAGUGUGCUCAGUCGAUUUCGAUGACGACUUUGUGAUGAGUGGGUCGAGGGAUGGAAGUAUUAUAUACACUUCAUUCUUGUAA
Messenger RNA from Entamoeba invadens IP1, 2403 nucleotides. RefSeq lists its product as hypothetical. The record is from RefSeq and is a predicted model, not a curated record. Bases 1 to 2403 code for a protein of 800 amino acids. Lineage: Eukaryota; Evosea; Mastigamoebida; Endamoebidae. The transcript has a single exon. Gene Ontology annotation, molecular function: protein binding.